Messenger RNA from Rosa chinensis, 1785 nucleotides. Its product is annotated as zinc finger BED domain-containing protein RICESLEEPER 2-like. The transcript has 4 exons. The record is from RefSeq and is a predicted model, not a curated record. Lineage: Eukaryota; Viridiplantae; Streptophyta; Magnoliopsida; Rosales; Rosaceae. Gene Ontology annotation, molecular function: protein dimerization activity; DNA binding. The coding region runs from base 1 to 1785 and encodes 594 amino acids.
AUGAAGAGGCAAUCUAAAUCAGCUGCUACCAGUUCGGGUACUCAUCCGAAAUCGACUUCAUCAUCUCAGAUCAGCACUAGUGUUGGUGAAUCUACAACACCAAUACCUCCCCAUGAAGGAACUUCUACUGCAACUCCGGAAGUUCAAGGAACUCAAGGAAGUCAAGCAACCGAGCUUGAAGAUGAUGGAAGUGUGGAAAGCAUCCUUGAGGUGUUGAAACAGAAAGAAAGUUCAGAUAUUUGGAAUCAUUUUGAGAGGGAUAUGGUGUUGCAUAAGAGAAUUUUAAAUUUUUGUGUGAUUCCUAGUCAUAAGGGAGAGGCUAUAGCUAAGCUAUUGGAGGAUUGUUUGUUGGAAUGGGGUAUAGAGAAGAUUCUCACAGUCACCGUUAAUAAUGCUUCGUCAAAUGAUGUUGCAUUGAAGGAGUUGAGUAGGAGGAUAGGUGAUUGGGGUGUCCUUAAUGCACUUUUGCAUAAAGGGAAGAAUUUGCAAAUGAGGUGUGUCACCCAUAUUCUUAACUUGAUUGUCAAUGAUGGGUUGAGUGUGAUGAAGAUAUUCAUUGGUGCCAUUCAGAAUGCGGUGAGGUAUGUUAGAUCCUCCUCACAAAGGCUUGAUUUUUUUAAGGAAUAUGUUGAAAGGGUGAAACUAAAGUGCAAAGGGCUUGUGAUUUUGGAUGUCCCUACUAGGUGGAAUUCCACAUUCUUGAUGUUGGAACGGGCUUUGAAAUUCCAAAAAACUUUUGAUAGAAUGGUGGAAGAAGAUGAGGGUAAUUUUUGGGCAUGGCUCCAAGGUGAAAAGGGUGAAAAGCCAAAAGAAGGGCCACCGGCAAGUGUUGAUUGGCAAUAUGGGGAGCAAUUUGUGGAUUUCUUGAGACCAUUUUAUGAAAUCACUUUGAAGGUAUGUUGUUCUAAUUCUCCUACCGUUCAUAGUACUUUUGGUGAUAUACUCUUUAUUUAUGGUCUCUUGCAAGAACAAAAGAACCCAUGUUUAUCUGAGAUUGCAUCACCUAUGCAAGACAAGUUUCUCAAGUAUUGGGGUAGCUUUGAUAAGUUGAAUCACUAUCUAUUCAUUGCUAUUGUUCUUGAUCCACGUCAUAAACUUGAGAAAGUUGUUGACUAUUUUGAGAUUCUUGAUGAUGGGGAUAUGAAUGAAAAUGUGGAAGCUAACAAAAAGACUGUGAAGGAUCUCUUGUAUGACCUUUACAAAGUAUAUGAGGAAGAGGGAAGGGAAAGUGGUGUUGGUGAGGUUGUUGGUUCUCAAGUAUCAAGUGAGGGGAUACCUAGUUCAAGUAAGGGUCUAACGGAGUUAGAAAAGAGAUUGAAAGAGAAUGAGCAAAGGAGAAGAGCAAUGAAAGCCGGGAUCGUAAACAAUGAUGUGGAUAGAUAUCUUAGAGAUCCUAUUGAAGGAGAUGGUGAAGGCUUUGACUUGUUGAAUUGGUGGAGGGUGAAUGGAGUCUGUAAAUAUCCUAUAUUGGCCCGCAUUGCAAGGGAUGUUCUAGCUAUUCCGGUGUCAACCAUAGCUUCGGAAUCUUCUUUUAGCACGAGUGGGAGGAUUAUUGAUCCAUACCGUAGCUCCCUAAGUCCUAGAAUGGUGGAGACCUUGAUAUGUACACAAAAUUGGCUUAGGAGUGAAAAUGUGUAUCUACAUCAUACGCCUACUAUUGAGGAGAUGGAGUUGUGUGAAGAAGCGGAAAGAGAGAUGCUUAAGAUGCCAUGUGGAGCUGCAAUGGGGAGUAGUCGGAGCGGAAUGUUACCUCCAAAGUCGAAGACUUCAUCUUUCCAAGCUUGA